GCUCGUCCCUCCUCAUUCAUUCUUCACAACGUGACUAGAGCCACCUGCCACCUACUCGCCGAGAGUCCUAUCACCCACCUCAUCUCGCACCAUUUCCACCCGGCAUUAGUAAGCCUCUCGCCCUGUGACGGCAGCUUCCUUCAAACCUUUCGGCAGCGACAGCGCAAAACCCGUCAAUUACCAUGCCUUCCGUUCGCCAGCGCGAAGCCCGUCGCGGUGGCACCACUCCUACGCUGCGCCGUCUGUUCCUCUCAGCAAUGCUGCUCGCAUUCGCGCUGUUUUCCGGCUUCGCGGAUGCGAGGCCACGGCUAGCUGUGCUGGAGGCGGCGGGUGCGGGCGGCGGCGGAGCCGACAUUGUGGUGGCGAAAGACGGGAGCGGCGAUUACACCAGCAUUAAGGACGCAUUGGGUGCCGCCAAAUCCGGAACUGCGAGCCGCUAUUUCGUCAUUCUCGUCAAGGCGGGGGUGUACAACGAGCAGGCAGUGCUGCCCGCGUCGCUGAGGUUCAUCGGGCUCGUGGGCGAGAAGGGCGCGAAGAUUUCGGCGUCGAAUUACGCGGGGCAGUCGAAUCUGAACGACUGCUCGACGUUCCAGCUGCUGGCGUCGGACGUGGUGGUAUCCAACAUCAUCUUCGAAAACGCGCACGGACCGGGCGAGCAGGGCGGGGAUCAGGACCAGGCCGUGGCUGUGAAAGUAUCCGGAACCCGCGUUGCGUUCUACGGAUGCUCGUUCCUCGGGUACCAGGACACGCUGUACGCGUUAUCCGGACUCCAGUACUACAAGAAUUGCGUCAUCCAGGGCCGCGUGGACUUCGUGUUCGGCGACGCCAAGGCGCUCUUCCACAACUGCCAGUUCCACCUCGUCUACUGGGGCGGCGGCUACUUCGCGCAGUCUCGUCAGAAGGGAGAGGAUACCGGCUUCGUCGUUCUUGGCGGUUCCCUGAGUCCCCUAGGCAAGGGCCCUAUCAAGCCCGGGUAUUUGGCUCGCUCCUGGGGUAAAUAUUCCACCACUAUUUUCAUCAACACGUUUUUCGCGGCGGGUUCGGUUCGCGCGGAGGGGUGGGGGUACGUUGGUGGAAACAAGCGCAUGCACCAUGUUACGUUCGCCGCGUACGGAUGCUACGGGCCCGGUUACAACACCACGGGGUGGGACGACAACGCGGUUAUUCUGACCGCGGCAGAAGCAGCCCCGUAUUCGUCUAUUAGCUACGUGAACCAGGGAGGGUGGAUCGCCGACCCUAACACGUUGGUGCGUGGUGUGGGCGGCAAGGUGAAUAAUGGCGGCGGCGGUGGGAAUGGAGCCAAGGGUGUUGCUGGCAAGGGCCCUGCUCAGAACGCCACUCCCGUCGCACCCACGCCACCUCCCCAACCCGCUGCAAGCGGCGCAGGGAACAGCAAGAAGAAUAAGCGCCAACGACACAAGCAGAACAAUAACUAGAAGGGUGCAUGCCGUGCACACUGCUGCUGGUGAUUCCUCGUGGAUGGAAGCUGAUGAAGACGUCACUCACGGGACGGGAAUUGCUCUGCAAUGCAUCGCAUCAUGUCAUAGGAUGCUGUGUAGUGCGACCUAAUUAUAAGUAGCAAAUGUAAUCACAUCAUGCUUACUAUAAAUGCCCACACCACGU
Molecule: messenger RNA, 1623 nt
Organism: Closterium sp. NIES-67
Lineage: Eukaryota; Viridiplantae; Streptophyta; Zygnematophyceae; Desmidiales; Closteriaceae
Source: the annotation of a GenBank genome assembly